Messenger RNA from Lotus japonicus, 882 nucleotides. RefSeq names its product ethylene-responsive transcription factor ERF098-like. The transcript has a single exon. NCBI's taxonomy places the organism in Eukaryota, Viridiplantae, Streptophyta, Magnoliopsida, Fabales, Fabaceae. Gene Ontology annotation, molecular function: DNA-binding transcription factor activity; DNA binding. The record is from RefSeq and is a predicted model, not a curated record. Gene Ontology annotation, biological process: regulation of DNA-templated transcription; ethylene-activated signaling pathway. Bases 168 to 635 code for a protein of 155 amino acids.
UUUAUUUCUCAACUUUCUAGCAAGCUCAAUUAAGCUUCUUCAGAAUAAAGCAAAACAAAGACACUUGUUGUAUUGUAACACAAUAAAAUAUAUUGUUCUUCUCUUCUUCUAAUUCUUGUUUGCAUAGUGUUUCGAGUUAUAUUAAUAUUUGAUUCUAUAGCACAACAAUGGAGGCAGAGAGACCAUCAGGUUCCAAUGGAAACAACAAUGGGGAGGUUCGUUACAGAGGGAUUCGAAGGAGGCCGUGGGGGAAGUUCGCGGCGGAGAUUCGCGACCCGACGAGGAAAGGGGCUAGGAUAUGGCUGGGGACAUUUGACACUGCGGAGCAAGCUGCACGGGCUUAUGAUGCUGCUGCAUUUCAUUUUCGUGGUCACAGAGCAAUUCUCAACUUCCCCAAUGAGUACCAGGCUCCUCCUGAUGCAGUGAACUCUUAUUCUUUGCAAAUGCCUCUCAGUGCUCCUUCUCAUGCUUCCAAUUCAUCUUCUUCUUACUCUGGUGGUGAUGGUAACAAUGGCAUUGUGAAAGCUGAACCUUCUGGAGAGAUGCAAUUUGGUGAUGAUCACAGUUUUGAGUUGGAGUACUUUGAUAGUAAGUUGCUGGAAGAUCUCCUUCAAGAUGACAGAUAUGGGCACUAGAAGCAAAUAACAAGCUAGCUAGGGAGUUAUGAAACAUUAACACCAAAGUUUCCUUUACGUCACAAUUCUACAUCGAUUGGCAUGAAUUCUGCUGUUUAUUCCUAGCUAAGAGACACGUAUUCUAAAUUCUUGAAACUGAGAUGACAUUGUAAUAUUCAUUGUGAGAAUUUAAUUAGUUGAGAAAAUAAGUGACAUGGAAUGUCAGUGUAAUUAAGAACGUUUGCUAUGCUCAAUGGCUGUUUUUUUU